UCUCUUUUUCAGUGGGUAUCAUGGGUUAAAACAUGAUCUGUCUGUUGCUACCUUAAAAUUCCAGCAAAACACACAUCUGGCAACUGCCCUCUCUCCCCCCUCCUUCUUGUUUCCACUGGUUUUUCAGACUUCCUCUGGUGGUGGAGACUGCCCAUCUGGAUGUUUUAAGCAUACAAAGGAAUUGCUGGAGCAAGCGAAAAAAAGCGGGAGAGCCCCCGAGGAAAGUUAAAAGAUGUGCCGAUAAGCCCCUGAUAAGACUUGACAACAACCGCCAAGGAGCAAAAAAAAAAGAAAGUGCUUUCUGGAGAAGAAAUAGAGGGGCAUAACAGGAAUCUAGCAACAGGAUGAAGGUCUACAUUUCCCUCAACUUUGUGGGCUGUGUUUUAGAAAUCCUUCUGAUCCAGCUCUCCAUCUUUCCCCCGACCUCAGCACCCCCACCACCAACCUUGAGACUUUCAGAAGACGUGUCGGGUCGAGAAUUGAUACCAUCACCCAUCAUAAAGUUUCCAGGGGAUGUUUCCCCCAGAACGGACAAAGAACUGGCAUUGCAAUAUCUCAACAAGUACUAUGGAUGCCCCAAAGACAACUGCAAUCUGUUUGUGCUCAAAGAUACUUUGAAGAAAAUGCAGAAAUUCUUUGCACUGCCUGAAACGGGAGAAUUGGACCAAAAUACCAUCGAAACCAUGAAGAAACCCCGUUGUGGCAAUCCGGACGUAGCCAAUUACAAUUUCUUCCCUAGAAAACCAAAAUGGGAGAAAAACCUCGUGACCUACAGGAUUUUAGGUUACACCCCAGAUCUGGAUUCUGAAACGGUGGAUGAUGCAUUUGCCCGAGCCUUCAAAGUCUGGAGUGAUGUCACACCACUGGAAUUUUCCCGAAUUCAUGAUGGGGAAGCAGAUAUCAUGAUCAAUUUUGGGCGUUGGGAGCAUGGUGAUGGAUAUCCUUUUGAUGGCAAGGAUGGUCUCCUAGCUCACGCCUUUGCACCUGGUCCAGGGGUUGGAGGUGACUCCCAUUUUGACGAUGACGAGCUUUGGACGUUGGGUGAAGGACAGGUUGUUAGGGUGAAAUACGGCAACGCAGACGGAGAAUUUUGCAAAUUCCCAUUCCUAUUCAAUGACAAAGAGUAUAACAGCUGCACUGAUGCAGGACGCAGUGAUGGAUUUCUUUGGUGUUCGACAACAUACAACUUUGACACAGAUGGGAAGUACGGCUUCUGUCCCCAUGAAUGCGACAUGAUGCAUCAUCACGUCACCUGCGGAAGGAUCACUUCCAGACUCUUGAGCCACAGGCUCUGCAGCCUGUGUUCAAUAGUAAAAGUCAAAACUCGCGAGAUCCCAGAGAGUUUUGCUUACUGCCAUGCUGGCACAACAGGACACGGAAAGAUGUGGUGUUCCACAACAAGCAGCUAUGAUGAAGAUCGCAAGUGGGGAUUUUGUCCGGACCAAGGCUACAGCCUUUUCUUGGUUGCCGCUCAUGAAUUUGGCCAUGCCAUGGGACUAGAACACUCUGAAGAUCCUGGUGCACUCAUGGCCCCCAUUUAUACCUAUACCAAGCAUUUCCGGCUUUCACAGGAUGACAUUAAAGGAAUUCAAGAACUUUAUGGGGGCUCUACUGAUGUUGGGCCAGGACCCAGUCCAACACUUGGUCCUGUUACUCCUGAACUUUGCGGCCAAGACAUUGUGUUUGAUGCCAUCGCUCAACUCAGAGGAGAGAUCUUCUUCUUCAAAGACAGAUUCAUCUGGAGGACAGCAAACCAACGGAACAGGCCAAUGGGUCCUUUGCUGGUGGCUACCUUUUGGUCUGAGCUGCCGGAAAAAAUUGAUGCCGUCUACGAGGCCCCUCAGGAAGAGAAGGCGGUCUUUUUUUCAGGAAAUGAAUACUGGGUCUAUUCAGCCAGUACUUUGGAAAGAGGUUAUCCAAAGAAACUUACCAGUCUGGGGCUGCCCCCUGAUGUACAGCGCGUGAAUGCAGCUUUUAACUGGAGCAAAAACAGGAAGACCUACAUUUUUGCCGGGGACAAAUUCUGGAGAUAUAAUGAAGUUAAGAAGAAGAUGGAUCCCGGCUUCCCAAAAUUAAUUGCAGAUGCUUGGAAUGGAGUUCCAGACAACCUCGAUGCCGUUCUAGAUGUGAGCGGAAGCGGUCACAGCUAUUUCUUCAAGGACUGGUACUAUCUCAAACUGGAAGACCAGAGUCUGAAGAUUGUUAAAGUUGGAAAUGUGAAAUCCGAUUGGUUGGGUUGCUAAGCAGUGUGACAUCUUAGUCACCAAAGCAAAGAAACAUUUAUACACUUUUUUUUUUACAUUUGUAAAAAGGCCUACGUCUUUCCUGCAAUUAGAGAUAGAUUUGUAUGCUUAUGCGCGGUCCGGUCUGGAACUGGCACCAAGUCACCAAAUACCACUACUUGACACAACUGUUUUGUUAGAUUGUUUGAUUCUGCACAUUUACUUGGAAGUAAGUUCAAUUAAAUUUGUAAGAUUUACCUCUAAAUAAAUGUAUUAAGAUGGGGAAUACCCGACCCCAAGAGGA
Molecule: messenger RNA, 2526 nt
Organism: Pogona vitticeps (central bearded dragon)
Lineage: Eukaryota; Metazoa; Chordata; Lepidosauria; Squamata; Agamidae
Source: RefSeq, a predicted model, not a curated record